Messenger RNA from Paralichthys olivaceus (Japanese flounder), 1808 nucleotides. It is a transcript of the gene tslig3b, whose product is annotated as family with sequence similarity 98 member B. Gene Ontology annotation, cellular component: tRNA-splicing ligase complex. NCBI's taxonomy places the organism in Eukaryota, Metazoa, Chordata, Actinopteri, Pleuronectiformes, Paralichthyidae. The record is from RefSeq and is a predicted model, not a curated record.
CCAAAUGUUUCCCUCCGGAUCCUUUACGUCACCGGAGCAGCAUGGAGGCACGACACCGCUGUAGAAAUGAAUGGAUGAGAAGUGUGUGUUCGUGUUGACGCUGUAGAAAUCUUCUCGUGGGGAUGUUGUGAUCAGAUAAACUCACAAACACACAAACACGAUGGAGUGCGACAUUCUGGACUCGCUGGAGCAGCUGGGGUAUGACGGGCCCCUGCUGGAGGAGGAGGCGCUGCUCCGGGCCGCAGAGGGAGGCCUGUCCUCGCAGGAGUAUGUGGAGCUGUGCCGGUGGUUAGCAUCCAGGCUGCAGUCGCUGUGUGGGCUGGAGGAGACAAUCACAUCCGGUCCAGACGACAUGGACGGCCUCCAGGUUGAGCUGAGCGGUUUGCUGAAGGAGUUGCACUGUCCCUACGAAGAAGCCGUGUCGGGGAUUCUCAAGGGCGCCGUGCGAAACACGAAAGAUCAUCUCAAGUUUUUGUUGUUUCUCAGCUCCGAGCUUCAGACCGCUCAGAUUGUGAGGAGCAGACAAGUCUCAGAUAAACAUCAGGAUGGGAAUCCGGUGUCUCAGCACGUUUCAGCAAUCUGUGAGACGCUGAAGCUGCCAGAGCCCAGAGAAGCAGACGCAGAGGGAAUCUUCUCCCAAAUACAAAACACGGUUGAUAAACUUAUUAAAGAUCUUCCAAAUGGCUCCAUUGGAAGUCCAGUUCUGAACCAGUGUCUGAGCGCUGAACAGUGGGCGAAGUUGCACGGCAUCAACACGGUCCUGUGUUCAGAGUACGAGUGUCGGCGCAGGAUGCUGAUUAAGCGACUCGACGUCACAAUUCAGUCGUUCGGAUGGUCAGACAGAGCUAAGGUGAAGGUGGACAACAUGGCGAGGGCCUAUCAGCCUAAGAGACACUCUCUGAGGCCACAGUCCGAUGUGGACAUGUCCAAGCUGCUGGCUGCCAGAGAGGACAUCUGCAAUGUGGUGAAGACGAGCAGUGGCUCCAGCAGAGACAAAACCACUUGUGCCGUCAACAAGGUCCGGAUGGGCCGAGUGCCAGACCGAGGAGGACGUCCCUCAGAGAUCGAAGCCCCACCUCCCGAGAUGCCACCCUGGAAGGAAAGACAAGUUGGCGGAGGAGGCUGGGGAGGACGUGGUGGCAGAGAAGGUGGAGGAGGAGGCUGGGGACACGGAGGAAGAGGUGGAGGUGGUUGGAGAGGCAGUGGAUGGAACCAUGGAGGUCAUGGAGGGAAGAGAGGACGGUACUAGAAUUCAUUUUCUACAUAUGUUUUUUUUUUUUAUGAGAUGAUUUAUUCAUAUGAACUGAAUCCUGCUUUCUGAGUUUUUAUGGACGAGGAGCGUUUCUAAAAACGAAAGUGACUUGUCAUCAUUCGGAGACAAAUCUUCCUCGACUGAUGAAGUCAAAUGCUCCUUUUUUCACUUAAAUCAGUGUUUAAAUUUGAUAUUGAAAGAAAACGAUGAAUCUUUAUCAUGAACAAGUGUUUUUAACUGACGAUGAUCAUAUCUGAAAUCCCUGAUGUUGGAAAGCACUUCGAUUUUUUUUUUCGUAAAGAAUUAUUUUUGAAAGAAAAAGACAUUGAAGGCAAAUGUAGAUGUAAGUCGAGGAAAAUGUGAAAGAUUGGACUAGAACAGGAGUUUCAGCAUCUGACUCCUGCUGUAGUUCCACUGUGACAUCUUGAAGUGUCUCCUCUGUUAAGGAUCAACUAAAUAUCAAUUCUUACCUCAAAGAAUCCUUAUCAGCUCUACACACGACUUUUUUUUGUUACUGGAUUUGUAAAGAAAAAAUAAAGACCAAUGAUGCAACCUU